Messenger RNA from Coprinopsis cinerea okayama7#130, 2253 nucleotides. RefSeq names its product PRT1p. Gene Ontology annotation, biological process: translational initiation. Lineage: Eukaryota; Fungi; Basidiomycota; Agaricomycetes; Agaricales; Psathyrellaceae. Gene Ontology annotation, molecular function: translation initiation factor activity; translation initiation factor binding; RNA binding. Bases 1 to 2178 code for a protein of 725 amino acids. The transcript is spliced from 9 exons. The record is from RefSeq and is a predicted model, not a curated record. Gene Ontology annotation, cellular component: eukaryotic translation initiation factor 3 complex.
AUGCCAGCACAAAAUAUCGAUGAUAUCGACUACUCAGACAUUGAAGCAAAAUACCAAGUUCACUUUGAUGAUAGCUUGGACAAUACCGUCGUCGUCGAUGGUCUCCCCGUAAUCGACCCCUCAAAACAGACGAAGCUUUUGUCAAAAGUCGUCAAGGAAUUUUCCAAGCGCGGAGUUGCAGUCAAGGCCGAUGAUAUCUUUUUGCCUUGGGACCAGGCGUCAGGAAAAAGCAAGGGCUACGCUUUUAUCGAAUUCCGAAAUAUCGACGAUGCUAACCACGCCAUCGCUGUACUGGAUCGCCACCCAUUCGAUGCCAACCAUACCUUCCGAGUGAACAAAUUUACUGACAUCGAAACACUGGCCAACUUUGAUGAGCGGUAUGAAGAACCCGAAGACGAGGAGUAUGCCCCUAGGGAGCACUUGCGUUCAUGGCUCGCCGAUCCCCAAGGACGUGAUCAAUAUGUAACUUACCGCGGAGAUGAAGUCGCUAUCCACUGGCACGGGAAGCCUUCACAAUGCGAAGUUGCCUACAAGCCGGAGUGGAAAGAUUUCCUUUAUGUCGCCUGGUCUCCCCUUGGCACCUACAUUGCAACGCUUCAUCGACAAGGUGUUCGCUUGUGGGGAGGCGCGUCUUGGAAACCCAUCCAGCGAUUUGCACACCCUAUGGUAAAACUCAUUGAUUUCUCGCCAUGCGAAAACUACCUUGUCACCUGGUCGAAUGAACCCAUCGUCGUUCCCGAGGGAGCUGUUCAAGGACCUCAAUAUUUCUCUCCCGACGACGAGGGUAACAAUCUCGCUGUCUGGGAUAUCAAAUCCGGCGAUUUGCUUCGAACUUUCUCCACUUUGAAUGACGGAGAGGCAGCUCCCAAGAAGCAGAUGCAAUGGCCCACCCUCAAAUGGAGUCCCGACGAUAAGUUUGUUGGUCGUGUAACGCCGGGCCAGAUGAUUAGCGUCUACGAAUUGCCCAGCAUGGGUCUUCACGGAAAGAAGAGCAUCAAGAUCGAUGGCGUCGUCGACUUUGAAUGGUGUCCUCAGGGUGAUAAGGACAGGGAUGACGCAGAAAAAGACGCUAAGGCCGCCAAAUCUGGAAGCAAGGCCGCGAAGAAGGCUCGCGAAAACAUGCUCGUUUACUGGACGCCCGAAGUCGCCAACCAGCCUGCUCGUGUGACGCUCAUCAACUUCCCCACUCGUGCCAUCCUUCGACAGAAGAACUUGUUCAAUGUUACUGAGUGCAAACUUUAUUGGCAAAAUCAAGGUGACUUCCUCUGCGUCAAGGUAGACAGACAUACGAAGACCAAGAAAUCCAUCUUCUGCAACCUCGAAAUCUUCCGUCUGCGCGAGAAGGACUACCCCGUCGAGGUUGUCGAGCUCAAGGACACCGUCCUUGAUUUCUCUUGGGAGCCUAAGGGAGAGCGAUUCGCUAUCGUUUCUAGCUCUGAUCCCAACCUCGGAAAUCCGGGUCCUGGUAUUACCAUCAAGACAGAUGUCAGUUUCUACCAGCUAGACAGGGCAAAGAACGACUUCAGGUUACUUCGCACCCUCCCCAACCGAACGAGCAAUGCCAUUCGAUGGUCACCUCGUGGACGGCACGUCGUAUUGGCCACUGUUGGCUCCUCCACGAAGUCUGAACUCGAAUUCUGGGAUCUGGACUUCACCUUGGACGACACGAAAAAGGACUCUGAAUGGGGCAGCAACAUCCAACUCCUUGGUUCAGCCGACCACUAUGGCGUCACUGAUGUGGAAUGGGAUCCCAGCGGUCGCUAUCUUGCUACCAGUGCCAGCGCAUGGACACAUACUCUCGAGAACGGCUUCGCUAUUUGGGAUUUCAGGGGCCAAGAGCUCACGAAGCAAAUUCAAGAUCGCUUCAAGCAGUUCAUCUGGCGUCCUCGACCACCGACCCUCAUCAGCAAGGAGAAACAGAAGCAAAUUCGUCGCAAUCUCAAGGAAUACAGUCGUGCCUUCGACGAAGAAGAUGCUGCAGAGGAGAGCAAUGUCAGUGCAGAGCUCAUUGCCCUUCGCAAGCGCCUCGUCGACGAAUGGAAUGCUUGGCGUACCUUGCGCAAAAAGGAGCUUGGAGAGGAGAAGGCCAAGAAGGAGACUAAGAAGAGCGAGGUCAAGGAGGAGAUUGAGGUUUGGAUCGACGAGGUCAUCGAGCAGACCGAAGAAGUUGUCGAGUAACUUGCUUCAUUAUUUAGUUCAUACUGUAUCGCGAGCUCCUUGCAUAUUCCCGUUUAAUGCACUGAUUCGCCCUUG